Molecule: messenger RNA, 4653 nt
Organism: Cyprinus carpio (common carp)
Lineage: Eukaryota; Metazoa; Chordata; Actinopteri; Cypriniformes; Cyprinidae
Gene: rabgap1l
Product: RAB GTPase activating protein 1-like
Exons: 26
Coding region: 144-3278 (1044 amino acids)
Source: RefSeq, a predicted model, not a curated record
GGCUGGCCCUGAAUGAGAACUCAGACAGAGACAAAUAACUCAGGAGCGCACUCAUUAGAUUGGGCCAUUUUGAACUUUUAAACACUGUGUUGGACGUUAGGAAAGCCUAGGCUCUCUCUCAGUGGCUCAGUCUGGAUGCUGUCAUGGUUGCAGCAGCAGUGGGCCGAGCGGGCGGACUGUCCCAGGCUAUCAUGGCUGACAGCUCCUCUCUGGGCAGAGUGAGUGGCUCCACUGAAUCUGUGUCAACCGUCACCAGUGAGGAGUUUGUGCUUGUGCCGCCCACCGCUGGGGGCUCACUCUCCAGCUCCGAGGGGAGGCCCAGGCUCAAGAUGUCGUGGAACGGGAGUGAGCAGCUGGAGCGGGCGAUGGAGGACGUCUUGGAUGAUGUUGGUGAUGGACCAGGAUCUGGAGAGGAGAAAGAAAGUCCUGCAGCGCUCAGCUCUAAGAUCAGACCACCCAGCCUGACUCUGGACACUGCUCCUCAUGAAGCGUCAGCAGCAGUUUUGGAGAGUUCGACAGAACCGGAGGAAGACAGCGUGCAGUUCAGUAAACUGUCCUAUCUCGGCUGCACCUGGGUGAAGGCCCCUCGUAACGAGUCGGAGGCCCAGAAAGCCAUGGCCACCCUGCGGGCAGAGAGCGCCAUCCCCAUCCCUGUCACCCUCCAUGUGCCCAACGGUCCAGACGGUUGUGUCCGGAUUGUCGACCAGGCCACUGGAACAGAAAUUGCAUCUUUUCCCAUCUACAAGGUGUUGUUUUGUGCCCGAGGAUGCGAGGGAUCUAUUGAGAGCGACUGCUUUUCCUUCACCGAGAGCUACCGCAGCGCGGAGGACUUUCAGAUCCACGUCUUCUCCUGCCAUAUCAAAGAGGCCGUUAGUCGCAUCCUCUAUAGCUUCUCAACCGCCUUCAAGCGUUCGUCAAAAGCUGCCACAGAAAUGCAAGACCCGCCGUUGCCACUUUCCCAGGAUAGCGAUGUUUUCACCUUCACCGUUUCUCUAGAAGUGAGAGAAGAUGAUGGCAAAGGAAACUUCAGUCCAGUUCCCAAAGACAGGGAUAAAUAUUACUUCAAGCUGCGGCAGGGUGUACAGAAAAAAGUGGUGGUCACUGUCCAGCAGAUGAACAAUAAGGAGCUGGUAAUAGAGAGGUGCUUUGGGAUGCUGCUCAGUCCUGGUCAGAAAGUUCGAAACAGCGACAUGCACCUCCUUGAUUUGGAGUCUAUGGGCAGAAGUGCUGAUGGGAAGGCGUAUGUGAUCACUGGCACCUGGAAUCCAAACACUCCGGCUUUCCAGCCACUGAACGAGGACACACCGAAAGACAAGCAUGUAUACAUGACUGUGGCAGUGGACCUGGUUGUGACCGAGGUUGUAGUACAUGUUCGGUUCCUCUUGGAGGCACUAGUGCGGGUCUAUCCGGCUAACGAGAGGUUCUGGUAUUUUAGCCGGAAGGCCUUCUCGGAAACGUUUUACCUCAAGCUCAAACAGGGCACAGGGAAGGGCAGCCAGGGAGAUGCCAUGUAUGAAGUGGUCAGCCUGCAGAAACAUACAGAAUGUGCAGUAGGAGCACGUGGCCGCCUGCAGUCUCCCACGGAGGAAGAGGAACCAGAGGAAGAUAGUGACAGUGAGAUCUCUAGCGGGACAGGAGACGUGUCGAAGGACUGUCCCGAGAAGAUUUUGGAAUCCUGGGGAGGGAUCCUCAACAGAUGGCACGGAAACCUGUUGGCGCGACCCAAGGGUCUGUCUGCUCUGGUGAAGCCUGGGAUCCCGGAGGCUUUACGAGCUGAAGUCUGGCAGCUCCUGUCUGACUCCCACAACGAUCAGCCUCUGCUGGAGCAAUACCGCAUCCUCAUCACCAAGGACUCCGCCCAGGAAGCCGUCAUCACCAGAGACAUCCAUCGCACCUUCCCUGCUCACCAGUACUUCAAAGACUCCGGCGGCGAUGGCCAAGACUCUCUCUACAAGAUCUGCAAGGCUUAUUCUGUGUAUGAUGAAGAGAUUGGCUAUUGCCAAGGUCAAUCAUUUUUGGCAGCCGUAUUACUUUUACAUAUGCCCGAGGAGCAAGCUUUCUGCGUGCUGGUGAAGAUCAUGUACAAAUAUGGUCUCCGGGAUCUCUACAAAAACAACUUUGAAGAUCUUCACUGCAAGUUCUACCAGCUGGAGCGUCUGCUGCAGGAGCAGUUGCCGGACCUGUGGUCUCACUUCCAGGACCUGAACCUGGAGGCCCAUAUGUACGCGUCCCAGUGGUUCUUAACACUGUUUACCGCCAAGUUCCCUCUCUGCAUGGUCUUCCAUAUCACCGACCUGCUCCUGUGCGAGGGGUUGAACAUCAUCUUCAAUGUGGCGCUGGCUCUUCUGAAGACCUCAAAGGAAGACCUGCUUCAAGCUGACUUUGAGGGUGCGCUGAAAUUUUUCCGGGUCCAGCUCCCAAAACGCUACAGGGCUGCAGAGAACGCUCGGCGCCUGAUGGAGCAAGCCUGCAAUAUCAAGGUGCCAACAAAGAAGCUGAAGAAGUUUGAGAAGGAGUAUCAGUGUCUGAGAGAGAGUCAGCUGCAGCAGGAAGACCCUAUAGACAGAUACCAGAGAGAGAACCGGCGGUUGCAUGAGGCCAGCAUGCGUCUGGAGCAGGAGAAUGAUGAUCUCGCCCAUGAACUGGUGACCAGCAAGAUAGCACUGAGGAGCGACCUGGACCAGGCUGAGGACAAAGCUGAUGUUUUAAACAAAGAACUGCUCAACACUAAACAACGCCUGGUGGAGACUGAGGAGGAGAAGAGAAGACAAGAGGAGGAGACGGCACAGCUGAAGGAAGUGUUCAGAAGAGAGCUGGAGAAAGCCGAAUUAGAGAUCAAGAAGACCACAGCCAUCAUAGCCGAGUAUAAACAGAUAUGUUCCCAGUUAAGUACGAGGCUGGAGAAACAACAGGCGUCCACAAAAGAGGAACUGGAUAUAGUUAAAGCUAAAGUGAUGGCAUGUGAGCGCUGUAGGGAAGUGUUCAGCAAAGACGGACCCCUGCAGAUCCCGGCGGUAAGUCAGGACAACCGGGACACGGACCUGGACGAGGAGAAGGACUCGCUGAAGGCUCAGCUCCGAGAGCUAGAACUGGAGCUGGCGCAAACCAAACUCCAGCUGGUGGAGGCCAAGUGCAAGAUCCAGGAGCUGGAGCAUCAGAGGGGUGUUUUGAUGACUGAGGUCCAAGCUGCCAAAAACUCCUGGUUCAGUAAAACACUGGGCUCCCUCAAGAAUUCAGCCAGUAACCAGUCACCCUCCUCGCCCAAAGAGGGCCAGUAGGACUCGCCAAGGGCUUAACCAAAGGGUAGAGGAGCGUGACCCUUCCACUUGGCCAAUCAGAGUAGAAAACAAGCUCUAAUAAACACUACUUGCAACACAACAUGGCAAUGCAGUAUUCCCUCACAUGGACUAAUGAACGAUUUCCACGUGCAUUUAACAGUCUGUUAUGAUUUCCUAAGCUUGUGAUGCCACCUACUUGACAGUAACAGUACUACAGGGAUAAUUAUUACAUUUACCCUUGUUCAUCCAGUUAGUCACUUCUGCAAUGGAUUUUUUUGUUAGUAAACAGUCAGUUCUAGCAUGCAAGGACAUAAACUUUGACCUUUAUCUGCCAAUUCAAAGUUGUUGUUUUUUUUUUCCUCAGAGGGAAUACUGCAUUCUGCUAACAAUUAAAAGUAAAAAGUUUUGUUUUUCUUUAUAUAAAUAAUAAAUGUAACAGUUUUGUCAUAUAAAUGUGUAUAACUAAAUGUCAAUUUUUAUUUUGAUCUUGUACAGUUCUAAAAGAAAAGUGUUGCAUUAUUUUUUACUAUUUUGAAUAUGAAUGUGCUCUUUAUAAAUGUCAAAUGCCGAAAAGCACAGACAAAUUGGCCAUGUAUCACAUGACAUUCCCUCCGUCCGUUUUCACAGUUUUAAAUGGCUGUAAACUGUUUGGGGAUCCGUUUUGCUGUGAGCAGAUCACGUGAUUUAUCAGACGACGCAGACCUUGACGUUGUGGUCACACAAUAUUGACCUGCCAAGUCACACAUACUGCUUGUUUUAUGUUAUUUAACAGUUAGACAUGAGCAACUGUAAACCAGGUCGCACAGAUGUAUCGUUGAGAUCAGUGUGACUUCAAAGCCAUAUGGAGUCGAUCUGCGUUUCAAUUUUUUGUCUGCUAUUUGUUAGAAUGUCCAUAUUAAUAAUUUCCCUUAAUGUGUUGUAUUUCACAAAAAAGAGUGAAAUAAUCUGCAUGGCUCUUAUUCACACUAACAAGCCGUCAUAUUAUGAACAUGCUUUAUUUACAUUGAUGUAAAAAAAAAACAAACACAUUUUUCUUUUCUUUUUUUUUUUUUUUACUGUGAUUUAAGAUGCCAAACUAAUUAUACAAAAUAAGAAAGAGAUGUCAGUUUAAUAUAAACUAAUAGUGCUGUCCUGUGGGUUUCUCCGGAUGGUUACAGGUGUUUUUUAUAUAUCGUUAUCUACAGGACAGAAGACAUUGCUUCUGUGCGUCUGGUUUAUUGUCGGUUCAUCAGUUUCAUUGUUCCAGCCUGCUGAUGUCAUCUGUCUAAUAACUGUCCGACAGUAAAUAUCUGGUUCUUGAUCCCAUGUUUGACUACAACUCUGAUUCAUUUGAUUCACACCUUUCGUUGUUUCAAUAAACAUUAAUGGUAAUUAA